AUGAUUCUUACCCUCUUUAGAAACCAUGGUUUCACCGAAACACAGAUUUCAAUGCUCAUCAGAAAGUGCCCAACUUUGCUCCUGGCCAAACCUACGGAGACCCUUCUUCCGAAACUUGAGUUCUUCCAUUCCGUGGGUGUUCAAAACUCUGACCUUGCCAAAAUCCUCUCCAGAGACCCAGGGGUCUUGUACUCUAGCUUAGAAAACCAAAUCAUCCCUGCUUUUAUUUUCUUCAAGAGUUUAGUUGGGACUGUGGAGAAUGUUGUUAUUGCUUUAAAACGUCAAACCCGUUUCCUCAAAUGUGAUAUGCAGAAUCUGGCUCGAAAUAUUGGAACUUUGAGAGAAAAUGGAGUGCCUGAGUCUAAUAUCCUGACGUUACUAACUUACUAUCCCAAAACUAUCACACCUAAAAAUGAUAGGUUCAAACAGCGAGUUGGGGAAAUUAAGCAAAUGGGUUUUGACCCUUCGAGAUGCCCGUUUGUGAUUGCUCUUGUUGGGUUAUCAUCAAUGAAUGAAUCGACAUGGAAGCAGAAAUUGGAAGCUUUUGGAAGUUGGGGUUUGUCUAAAGAUGAUACUGUCUCGGCGUUUAGGAAGUAUCCCUGGUGUAUGUUGCUGUCUGAGAAGAAGAUAAUGGGACAGAUGGACUUCUUGCUGAAUAAAAUGGGUUGGGAAUUGGCAGAUAUUAUGAGGACCCCACAAAUUCUCGGGUUUAGCUUGGAGAAGAGAGUUAUCCCAAGGUGUUCAGUUCUUCGAGUUCUGCAAUUGAAAGGUCUAGUGGAGAGAGAUCAGAGUAUAGGAAGUGUGUUGAUAAAGAGUAAUGAGUCCUUCAUGGAGAAGUUUGUGAAGAAGUACGAGAAAGAAGUUCCUCAACUGUUGGAUGUAUACAAAGGGAAGAUUGGUCUGCCAGAACUAGGAUAUGGAUCUGAGGAAGUCAGUGGAAGGAAACUAUUGUGA
Telopea speciosissima is the source of this 954-nucleotide messenger RNA. RefSeq names its product transcription termination factor MTERF15, mitochondrial-like. The coding region runs from base 1 to 954 and encodes 317 amino acids. Gene Ontology annotation, molecular function: double-stranded DNA binding. Gene Ontology annotation, biological process: regulation of DNA-templated transcription; chloroplast organization. The transcript has a single exon. Gene Ontology annotation, cellular component: chloroplast. The record is from RefSeq and is a predicted model, not a curated record. NCBI's taxonomy places the organism in Eukaryota, Viridiplantae, Streptophyta, Magnoliopsida, Proteales, Proteaceae.